CGCUCGGUGAGGACCUCAGCGGCACACGCGGCCUCGACCCUCUCUCCUCUCUCUCUCUCCGUGUCUCUCGCCCCCGAGUUCUCGCGCCCUGACUCACCCGCUCCCGGCUCUGACGUCACUCAAGUUUUCAACGUGUUUCGGAGUGGAGCGAGCUGGAUUUCGGAACGCCGCUGAAUAGUCUUUUUGUCUUUGAGUUUAUCAGGUAUCUAAUCUGAAGAUCGUUUGGAGAUUGUGUUAUCCAGAGGGUGGUUAAGAUAAAAGAGGUGACGCUCAUUCAUUUUCGUUACCCGCGGUGGAGUGCAAACAAUUGAACGUGUCUUGACAAGUUUCACGUGUGGAAUUAACAACAAAAAGUGCUCUGUGAUAUCAGUGAGGUGAGAGGCGGACAGUUCGGUAAGACAUCAUUCAGACCCAAAAUCAAGAUCCCAUAAACUAGCAAAGGGGAAGGAAGAAAGCUUGACUGCCCUCGUGUGUUGUCCCGCCGUCAAAAUGGUCCACAAGAUCCUGUCCGAGCUGCUGCCCACAAAGAACUACAAGGUCCUCCGAGACUACGAAAACCUGCCAGAAAAGGUGUGGCUAUAUCCGGAGGAAGGAUGGGCGCGCGCCUCCUGCAACAGCCACUGGCUCCUCAAGACGCCCUGGUGGUCGCGCCGUCACUGCUACGUCCUCGAAGUGGAGGGAACCAAAAGGCACAAGACGGUGGCGCGCGUGAUGCCAGCGCGGGAGGGCGAGGUCGUCGUUGAGGGCACCUUCAGAGGCAUCCCUGACCCCGACUUCCGUUUGGUGUUGACCUCCAGCUUGACCCCUGCUGACCAGCGGCGAGGUUACCAUAUGACCGGGUCACUCGAGAGAGGAGACCGGAAGACGGGGCUCUGGCAGACGACCCACCUCGCUGUUACCAAACGCUCCGGCUUCUCCUGAAGGUGGAACGUCCGCCUCCUCUUCCCGGUGUUCCGUCACUGGCGGCCCUUCACUUCCGCCCGCGCCCACGCCCCAAAUAUUCCCCAGCUCUGACGGGGGAUCGGCUCGGAUCUCGCCCUCACCUGGGGCAAGACUGAGGACCACAAGUCAACCUGCAGGACGAAGCUGAACUCAUCGGCAGAGCUACACGAGGUCUUUCAGAAGACUUCGCUCUUGUAGGCUCGCUGUUGCUUUGAGUGUGUUUGACUUACCUCGUGAGAUUGGCAAUAUCCUCAUGAUAAUACUCUUGAUAUAAUGAUGGAUAUGUUGAAUGAGCACUUACUCCUAAUUGCUCCGUCUGUCGUCUGGAGAAACGCCAGUGACAGACGCAAGCAAA
This is a messenger RNA of Penaeus vannamei (Pacific white shrimp), 1297 nucleotides long. RefSeq lists its product as uncharacterized. NCBI's taxonomy places the organism in Eukaryota, Metazoa, Arthropoda, Malacostraca, Decapoda, Penaeidae. The record is from RefSeq and is a predicted model, not a curated record.